AGUAUCCAAAACGAUGGGAAAAAGUUGCACUGGAGUUCAAGUGAGGAGCCCUGUUGUGUGAUCUCCCGCAGCAACACUCAGGAAAUCUCUAUUCACCCACAAUCAGCGCUGAGCGCCACAGCCCAGUGCGCCGCGCCGUGCAAAGUCUGGAGUGGGGAACAUAAACCGCAGGAAUAAAUCUCGUUUCUUGUGUUGUAUUUGAAACCUACCUGCCCUACCGGAGUCUCCAAAGAUGAUGAAUUUGAUCCUCUUCUGCCUGUUAUGUGGAUUGUACGGUGUUUUUGGAAAAGAUAAAGAGCAAAAAGGGAAGUACAGCGUCCCUAUUCUGGACGUAAAGAGCCGACAGCUGGUCAUAGACAUCAACCAGACACUACAGCUCAGCUGCAGGGGUCGCUGGGAGCUGUCAUGGGCGUUCCCUUCAGGUCUGGCCAGAGAUCAGGUGCAGGUGGAGGAAUCUCGCUGUGGGAAGACCGGCCAACAGUACUGCAGCAGUGUGACGGUGAGCCGCAGUCAGGCCCAGCACACCGGCCUGUUCCGCUGCAGAUACCAACACCGCACCCGGAAACAGACCUCCAUUUAUGUUUAUGUCACAGACAGCCAGCAGCCAUUUGUGGACCAUCCCGCGAUGAGCACAGAUGUGUUGUACUUGAUGGAGAAGCAGCCGCUGGUCAUCCCCUGCCGUGUCACCCACCCUAACACCACCAGCACGCUGGUGAAGUUCCCAAACCACAGACUGAAUCCAGACCACAGGAACAUUAUCUGGAACAGCAAGCAAGGUUUCACCAUCCGAAGUCCCACCUUCUAUUACAUCGGCCUCUUCUACUGCGAGACGAUCACUGAGGGUGUCAAACACAAGUCACGGAUGUACAUUGUAUACAGACCAGUGAGUAACAUCAUGGAGGUGUAUCUGAACAGCAGUGGACCUGUGCAGGCCUUGAAGGGAGAGAGACUGGUGUUGAACUGCACUGCCACCGGGGAGCUAAACACUAGAGUCAACAUCACCUGGGACUACCCUGGAAAGAGUAACAACACCGGCUCUACCUUCAAGAGGCUUGUGAAACACAAAAAUCACAUGUUGUUCUACAAUAUUCUGACCAUCCCCAAGCUCCAGCGCUCAGACCGAGGCCUCUACACGUGUCGCGUCACCAGCGGAAAUAAUACCAAACAACAGAAAGUCACUGUUACUGUCUAUGACCAUCCGUUUAUCCGCCUGAAGCCCCGACACGGGUCUGUGAUGGAGGUGCAGGCAGGACAGAAAUCUUACAAAAUCAGCCCCAAACUCCGAGCAUUCCCUGCCCCUGAGGUCAUCUGGUUGAAGGAUGGCAUGGUGGCAGCAGAGCAGUGCUCCAGAUACCACAUCGAUGGGACUUCUUUGGUGAUCCGGGAUGUAGCAGAGGAGGAUGCUGGGAAGUACACUGUCCUAGUACGAAUCCAGGAACACGGGCUUUACCAGAAUCUCACACUCACACUUGUGGUCAAUGUGAGUCCUCAGAUAGGAGAGAAAGCGGUAUCGCCGCAGGACCCGGGCUCAGUGCCACAAGGAAGCAGACAAGCCCUUCACUGCACAUCCCACGCAGUCCCACCUCCUCACAUCCAGUGGCUCUGGCAUCCCUGUCCAUCCAAAGGCCGGUGCGUGUGUCCAAAGUCUUCCUCACUAUGGGGUCCUGUGACAGAGAGAGUCCCUGCCACGUCCACAAGCAACCGCAUCCUGAGUGUAACACGCAGACAGGAAGUGCUUCAGGGAAAGAAAAAGACGGUGGGGGUCCUGACUGUGGCAGAGGCCUUUGUGUCUGGAGUGUAUCGUUGCAUUGCUUCCAACUCUGCAGGCACAGACCAGCUAGACGUCCACUUCUACGUCACAGACAUCCCAGGAGGCUUCAGCGUGAGGCAGAGGGAGGAGCCACGAGAGGGGGGAGACCUCCAUCUCACCUGUGCAGCCAAUAAAUACCUGUACACAGUGUUGUCAUGGCAGCGAGUGAAUGACAUCAAAGCAGAUCAGCCCUGGAGCUCUAAUCUGAGCUCUCUGCAGUUCACAUCAGGACAGUACUCCAACACUUUGGACCUGUGGCUAAGCAACCUGACAGCAAGAAACUCUGCAGUCUACAGAUGCUCCGCCCACCACAUCAUCACUGGACAGGAGAUGCACCUGGAUAUACAGGUGGUGGUCACAAUUUUGGAGCCUCCGGUGCUGCUGGAUAAUUUGACGGACUGUACGGUCAACGUCAGCAGCUCAGUGGUACUAACAUGCCCGUCUGUGGGCGUCCCAGCCCCCACCAUCACAUGGUACAAGGAUGAACAUGCUCUGUCCCAGGGAUCAGGUAUCAUCGUAUCAUCAGAGGAUGGGAGCCUCCACAUUGAUCGGAUCAGGCCCGAGGACCAGGGCCUGUACACCUGCCAGGCCACCAAUGAGAGGGGUACUGCAGAGAGCUCUGCCUAUAUAUGGGUCAAUGGCCCCUCUGAAACCUCGUCUCUAGAGAUUCCCACACUCACCUGUACCUGCGUGGUGGCCACUAUCUUCUGGCUUCUUCUCACUCUCUUCAUACGCAGACUGAAGCAGCCCAACAGCUCCAACAUAAAGCCAGAGUACCUGUCAAUCAUCCUGGACACCGGAGAGGGACCAAUGGAAGAGCAGUGUGAGAGACUGCAGUACGACCCCAACAAAUGGGAGUUCCCACGGGAGCGGCUCAAACUAGGGAAACCUCUGGGCCGGGGGGCCUUCGGUAAAGUGAUGCAGGCAUCUGCUUUUGGUAUUGACAACAGCACCAACUGCAGGACUGUGGCUGUGAAGAUGCUCAAAGAGGGAGCCACAGCCAGUGAACAUAAAGCACUCAUGACUGAACUGAAGAUCCUCAACCACAUUGGGCAUCAUCUGAAUGUGGUCAACCUACUGGGAGCUUGCACUGAGCUAGGAGGACCGCUGAUGGUUAUCGUGGAGUACUGCUGCUACGGAAAUCUCUCUGCCUUUCUAAAGAGCAAGAGAGAGGUGUUUGUGAACCACAUGUCUUCUGAUUUCUCCCAACCUCAGGUAUCUGACGGGAAGACUGGAAGUCCACGUUGUAUCAGCAGCAUGCUGGAUGCCCAAAACAAAGUUCCAACAAACCAUGAUGAGUUAAACAAGACAGAGAGCGAUGAAGAUCCUGACUCAUCCUCCGGCUCCCCUCUGUACCUGGAGGAUCUCAUCUCCUUCAGCUUCCAGGUGGUGCGAGGGAUGGAGUUCUUGGCUUCUCGCAAGUGUAUUCACAGAGACCUGGCUGCCAGGAACAUUUUGCUCUCCGACAAUAAAGUGGUGAAGAUCUGUGACUUCGGCCUGGCUAGAGACAUCUACAAAGACCCCGACUACGUCCGCAAGGGAGAUGCUCGUCUCCCUCUGAAGUGGAUGUCUCCUGAGUCCAUCUUUGACAAAGUGUUUACUACACAGAGUGAUGUCUGGUCCUUUGGCAUUCUGCUGUGGGAGAUCUUCUCUCUGGGAGCGUCUCCAUAUCCUGGUCUUCACAUCGAUGAAGAGUUCUGCCACAGACUGAAGGGGGGGACGAGGAUGAGAGCCCCUGAAUACAGCACACCUGAGAUUUACAGCACGAUGCUGGCAUGCUGGGAGGCCAGUCCCUCAGAUCGACCCACCUUCACUGACCUGGUGGAGACUCUGGGAGACCUGCUGCAAGCCAGAGUUCAGCAGGACGGGAAGGAUUAUAUUCCUCUGGGAUCUUUCACAGCAGGACACAGUGGUCGCAGUGAGACCGUGAAAGAAAACCCUCUCGCUGUCACAAAUCUGAGCUACAUGAGGGGGAUGGCCACACUUCAGGUUUUUGAGGAGCUGCCCUGUGAAGAGCCCGACAGCCCUGAUAAUGAGCAGAGCGACAGCGGCAUGGUCCUGCCAUCUGAGGAGCUGAAGCGUCUGACGUGGAAUAACAGCGCCAAGACCAAGAAGCUCAGCAGGUUUCUCUCCUUCACAAAGCGUCGGGACAACCAGGUGCCCUUCUUGUGCAAUGACAAAGGUCUCUGUGACGAUGAGCCGUCCAUCCUGCCGUGUGAUUGGGAAUCUGAAGAGGGUGGCUCCCCUCCUCCGGACUAUAACUCUGCUUUCCUUUACCCCUCCCUCUAGCAUUGGAUGUUGUAUUUGAUAGAUUAUCACGGGGUAUAUUUUUUCCUGCUGUUCAAUUCUAGCCAAUCAGAACUCAUCCUAUCUUUUCUACCUCGAGUCAAAAUCUGAAGAUCGUCUUCACUCCUCUCUCCCCCUUCAGCCAAACUAAGACAUCAGGAUGAAAACAAAUCUGGCUUUUUGCUUCUCUGUAAAGGUCCUUCAGUAUUACCAUGUUUAAUCCUGCACCCCCACACACACCUCCUCUCUGAGCAGCUGCUACCUGAUAGUAACACUCACCUGCUGUACUCUGCAGAACGUAUUCACUGAGCUAACAGUAAUAGAGCUUAUUGUAUUGGUACCUCAUGCUGAGCUUUGUAAAGAGGAACACUGCUGUAUGAAAUCUGUUUCUCCUGCACAGCGACUAAUGCUGGAAAAAGUCACUGUCACUGAAUCUGAAGAUGUCAGACAGGAUGUAGUUAUCUGUAUUUAUAUUAAUGCAUUAAUCAAAGUGACUUGUUUCUGUCCCGAGCUUUGACUUUUGUGGACGUUCACACUCAGCUGCCAGUUUAUUACAAGCACCUAGUUCAACCCUGACAGCCUUCAGGUGAGUACUAGGCUGCAGUGUGGCCUUACUUUACAAAAUGAUGCUCCGCAGUAGAAUCAAAGUAAGGGGGUCAUAUUAAAGUCCUCUCAGUGACAAACAGCCUGCUGUCAGUGUGCACAUAAACCACCAACAUUAAACCCUGCUGCAGCGCUGACUCUGAGACUGUAGUUUAUCUAGGUGCACAAAACAAACUGGCAUCUGAGUUUAUAUUAAAUGUAAUAUUUAGUGUUAUUGGAUAGAAACAAAGUUUAGUUAUUCAGAAUUUUUAUAAUACUCAUUUUCUCCUGCUGAAUAUUAAAUGUUUUUGUAUUAACAAAUAUAUUUAUAAACUCAA
This is a messenger RNA of Notolabrus celidotus (New Zealand spotty), 5016 nucleotides long. It is a transcript of the gene flt1, whose product is annotated as fms related receptor tyrosine kinase 1. The record is from RefSeq and is a predicted model, not a curated record. The transcript has 30 exons. Gene Ontology annotation, molecular function: ATP binding; vascular endothelial growth factor receptor activity. NCBI's taxonomy places the organism in Eukaryota, Metazoa, Chordata, Actinopteri, Labriformes, Labridae. Gene Ontology annotation, cellular component: plasma membrane; signaling receptor complex. Gene Ontology annotation, biological process: vascular endothelial growth factor receptor signaling pathway; multicellular organism development; protein phosphorylation. The coding region runs from base 233 to 4099 and encodes 1288 amino acids.